This is a messenger RNA of Menidia menidia (Atlantic silverside), 1634 nucleotides long. The record is from the annotation of a GenBank genome assembly. NCBI's taxonomy places the organism in Eukaryota, Metazoa, Chordata, Actinopteri, Atheriniformes, Atherinopsidae.
CGGAAGAUGUCGCUCAGGCCAGUCCUAAAAAACUUCCGCCUUAAGUUGUAAAAGAAAACACAGCAGCUAAAAGGUAAUCGACGGCAUAAUCAGCCCGUUUAAGAAGUCACACUAAAGGAUCUUGCUACAUCGGAACUCCCGUGGCUUACAGGGUGUGUGUGAGUGCAUGUGUGAGCGUGUGUGAGCUGCAGGGUCCCCUUCACCAUUUUAACAAGAGCUGCUCCUCCCUGGAGGAUGACAAUGGAGGAGAUGAAGAAUGAAGCGGAGACAAACUCCAUGGUAUCCAUGACACUGUAUGCUGUGAUGUACCCGGUUUUCAACGAGCUGGAGAGGAUCAACUUAUCAGCAGCCCAGACACUCAGAGCAGCUUUCAUAAAGGCGGAGAGGGAGAACCCAGGUCUGACCCAGGACAUCAUAAUGAAGAUCCUGGAGAAAAAGAACGUUCAGAUCAACUUCACCGAAUCGCUGCUGCGUAUGGCAGCAGACGAUGUGGAAGAGUUCAUGAUUGACCGGCCUGAGCAGGAGUUCCAGGACCUAAAUGAGAAGGCCAGAGCUUUGAAACACAUCCUUAGCAAAAUCCCAGACGAGAUCAAUGACAGAGUACGCUUCCUACAAACUAUCAAAGACAUAGCUAGCGCCAUAAAAGAGCUCCUGGACACAGUCAACAACGUCAUUAAAAAAUACCAAUACCAGAACCGCAGAGCUCUGGAGCACCAGAAAAAGGAGUUUGUGAAAUACUCCAAAAGUUUCAGUGACACCCUCAAAACAUACUUCAAAGACGGAAAGGCAAUAAACGUCUUCAUCAGUGCAAACCGACUCAUCCACCAAACCAACCUCAUACUGCAGACCUUCAAAACUGUGGCCUAGCCUGCAAAGACCACACAGGGCCUCCCUCGUCCUGUAGGGAGCAAGUGCUUGAGUGAAGCUUGAAGAACGCCUCACCCAUAUAUGUAAAUUAGAGUUGAUUUUAGGGUCGGGGUCAAUUUCAUUGGAGUCGAGAUUCCAGAUUCCAGUUCAAGAGGCUGAAAAGUGCCAUUUGUUUUCUCAAUAAGGAUUUUCCAGUCUUGAAAUGGAACUGAAUGGGCCCCAAAGUUUUUGGUUAAUUGAUUUUUAUUUGGACAGUUUUAAUUUAUAACCCAGGUCUUGUUGGGAAGUGGUGAGGCGAGCUGUUUAUUAAAGACUAAUUGCCAUUUUUCUAAUAUAUUCAUGUCGAUCAUUUAACUUUUAGCUUUUCAGUCAUGGCUACAUCUUGAGACCGCAUUCAAUAGGGGCGGGUUUCGGCCAUCUAUACUGGUUUUCUCUUCUCGCCUCCUAUUUCUGUCGUUUUUGCCAUGGUGUGUACGCCCAGGAUUGACAACAGCACCUGACCGCAGGUGAAACAGCCGUGAGGAGAGGAAGCAGUGUUGGACAUUUGAGAGGCAAACUCAGAUUUAGUUUCUCUUUAUCGUCAAAAGACAGAAAGCCAAAUUACUUCCAGCACAGUGUGCGCCUUACAAAGUCCUAUAACAUUCCCUCCUCUCAGUGCAAUGAAGUGGAGCCGAUCCCUGCUGUUCAAGGGAUGUAGAGAGAAAAAUGAAAGUUCUGUAUUUAACUGAUAUCUGGUUGCAAAUGUUCAAUAAAUAGUUUCCAACUGA